Molecule: messenger RNA, 2023 nt
Organism: Polistes canadensis
Lineage: Eukaryota; Metazoa; Arthropoda; Insecta; Hymenoptera; Vespidae
Gene: strat
Product: guanine nucleotide exchange factor MSS4 homolog
Exons: 2
Coding region: 202-570 (122 amino acids)
Biological process (GO): small GTPase-mediated signal transduction; post-Golgi vesicle-mediated transport
Cellular component (GO): cytosol; membrane
Molecular function (GO): guanyl-nucleotide exchange factor activity; zinc ion binding
Source: RefSeq, a predicted model, not a curated record
UUGCGAUUAUCGAUAGUUGCUAAAGAUGAGUGACUAUGUGAGACAACUGUAUUGGUUUUAGGUUAUAGUUUUUUAUUCCGAAGUUUAUGAGUAAAAAUAGUGAUAUUAAUUUAUGGCGUUAUUAUUUUAAUCAUAUUAGUGAUAAUAUAAUAAUAAAGUGAUCAUUUAUUUCAUUUAUUAAUUUAUCAUAAAAGCUCAGGUAUGUCGACGAAUGAAAAUAGUGUAAAUACCAAAACAUAUUUAGAUGGAAAGAAUAAGGAAAAACUAUUUUGCAAUUUCUGCUCAUCCAAGAUACUUAAUGCAGAAACUGCUACUUUUAUUACAAUGGAGUUUGCACUACCACACAUACAUUCUAAAGGAGAAGGCGAAGGCAUUCAACAAGAAACGAUCACAGAGUACUGGUAUAUCGAAGAUAUGUUUGCGUUUGAAAAUAUUGGAGUAUCUCAUACAGUAGGAAAUAUAAAAUACUUAGCGUGUGCAGAUUGCGAAAGAGGUCCAGUUGGUUGGCAUGAUUUAGCUACAAAGAAAUCUUACAUCGCCUUGUCUAGAGUUAAGCACGUUAAGUUUUAAAUCUGACUUUUAUAAUUUUGUAAACAAGAUAAAAAAAAGUAUUUGUUGGCCUAUAAAAAACGUGAAAACUUGUAAAAGAAUGUUUUACCAAAGAUAAGGAUGAUCAAUUAUCUAAAGUAAUUAAAAGUGUCCGCCUUGGAAAGGGAAAAGAAUAUAAAUAUGUAUAUGUACGUACACACAACACACAACAAACACACACAUACAACAAUAUAUAUAUAUAUAUAUAUAUAUAUAUAUGUAUACAAAUUUCUGUAGGUACAUUUAAUACUAUUACUGUCUUUAUAUGCGAAUUUAAGUAAAACGAAUAAGAGCUAUAAGAUUGUACAAAGUAAAAAGUCCAACAUUACAUGUUUCUUUUAUAUGUCAAUUUUCAAAAUACAAGUGCAAGGAAAAAGGUAUACAUACCUUACAUCUGAACGAAUGGUUUAAUAUCAAAGGAUAUAUAUCUAUAUAUAUAUAUAUACAUAACAUAUAUGUAAUGUAUUUUUGACAAGAAGAAGGAUGGAUGCUUAGACAUGGAUUGGUCUAGGCAUAAAACACGUCGCUAGUUUAAUCGACAUUUUAAUAUUUAAUCACGUUACAAACACAGCCGAUAAAUCAGAUAAUUAAUCGUUACGAUCAUAAUACGUUUACAGUGAUCAAUAAACCCGCUUACGAUUAAAAAUCACUUGUCAAUGUUUAUAUAAUACGUAUGCAUCCGUUCGAAUCAGUAUAAUCUUUAACAUUAAUCGUGAUUUAUGUAGUGUCUCCCCAUUUUCAUGCGUGUCAUCGUUUCUUUUUCGUGUAACUUUUUUUCUCUCUGUUUAAUUCUGUUUUUUUCUUUUCUUUUUUUUUUUCGUUUAUGUUUAUGAUUAUUACGCGUGUGCGUUGUCCUACGCGCGCAUCGCAUAUACGCGGGAGGAGAAAACUAAUCUUUAAGAAUCAUUUAUUUUUCUUUUUUUUCUUUCUUUCUAAUUUGCCUUAAAUAUUGCAAAAAUAAUCGUGCGUUCUUUCACGCUGUUAUCGGCUUUUAAACAUCACAGCUUUAUCUAACGUAGAUUGUUACGAAGUAAUAUACUCGUUUCUUUUUCAUUACGCGUAUCCCUUUUAACAAUGCAAGUGUUUAAAUAUACGUGCUAUAUAAGUGCUCAUUAGUUAUAAUUCAUAAUGUUAAUUUGCGACGACGGCUUUGUGUGUGUGUAUGUAUAUAUGUAUGUAUGUAUGUAUGUGUAUGUGUAUGUGUAUGAUGUGUUUGUUUGUAUGCAAUAUUUGGUGUGUAUAUGCGCACACGUGUCUCUAAUCGCCGUAUAAUUUUGUAGGCAAUACAAUGAUAAUAACAAUAAUGAAUAAUAAUAAAAAGAAUAAUUGUAUUACAAAAUAAUAAUGUCUUUGUUAUAAUUAGAAGAGUACCGAAAACGAAAAAUAAUAACAAUAACUAACAAUAAGAGUAGUAAGAACAAUUUAUAAAUUUAAU